AUGUUGGCACCAAGGCAAUUUACAAUAUCAUCAUCAGAGAAAGUUAAAUGUGCAAGAAGAGGUUCAAGUAACGGUUCUUUUUCGACUGGUUUCUGUAAAUCGCAACCUACAGUCAAUAUUGAUGAGCUCGAUGACAAUUUAGCGAAAAUUCUGCGCCCAAAUGUUGAAUUAACGUCUCAAAAGGAAUAUUCCGAAGUUAAGGAAAAUGGAAAUUCUUCAGCUGAUGUAACAUUAUUCAAUCAUCCUACUGCAAAUUCACAAGUGAGCACUCUUGAUUUAAAGGCUCCCAAUUCAUCCUCCAGUACACCCCACCUUACUCAGUGUACUCCAUCCAAGACCAAUGUUCCUCACUUGGUUGACGAUACUCGACUUGAUGCUAGUAUUGCAAAUCAAUCCUCUGAAAUUCCUAAAGAGCCUGCUACUCCAAUCACUAAUGGUCCACCUCCGAAUCCUGUUGCGACCUCAACACCUAUUGUUAACAAUGCUUCUCCCACUGAUGACUCCACGAAUACUCUCCGUUCCGAUUCAAUCUUGAAUAACUCUAAUUCUGAAGUCCACCCCUCCUCAAAUCCGACUAAUCCAACACCUGAAACUUCUACUUUCACCGAGCAGCCCAAAAUCUCUGAUCCCAGGCUUGUUAUAUAUGGCAAUCAUCAAAGCAAAUUGACUGGAUUGUGGAUAGAAGAGCAACUUAAAGGCAGCAGAGAUGGCAGAUUUAUUUUAUCUAAAUUUAAGAACGAUAAAUGCCUAGACAGAGAAGCGAGAAAAUCUUUAGUGGAUAUCGUCAUAUCCGAUGAGCUAGAAGAAGAUCCAUCCAAAUCAAUAUCAACAGAGCGGUUUAUGGAUCUGUCCGCAGCCAUUUGCCAAUGUUUCCCUACAGAAAGGGAAACUACUUUCUAUAUUCCCUUCAAAAAAGAUAGUAAGGGAAACAAAAUUGCUGCCAGAGGUAUGCUGUUUGAUAAGUAUAACUACAUGAAAAAAAAAUUCAAAAAAUCUGGGCUGAUCAUUGGACGGAAAAGAGUCCGAGUUGAUUCUGAAGAAGAAGUUGAUGACGGGCCAGAAUCGCCAGAAGUAUUGAUUGCUAUAGAAUACCUAAAAAAUAAUGCUGAACCCCACGAUGAGAUAGUGAAGUGUGUUGUCACAAGCAAUAAAGCUAGGCUCCGAGAGUUUCGGAGGAACAACCAAACGGCAGAUGAAUACAUCACAACGUACGCGGCUUUCGCCAAAACUACAGGAUUUAUUUAU
Bemisia tabaci is the source of this 1245-nucleotide messenger RNA. Lineage: Eukaryota; Metazoa; Arthropoda; Insecta; Hemiptera; Aleyrodidae. The record is from RefSeq and is a predicted model, not a curated record.